CAGUAUGCGAAACUCGCAGCACCCACUCACGGAUCUGCUGAAAAAGAACACGCCCUACAAAUGGGAACCGAAACACCAGGAAGCCAUGGAGCAGCUGAAGCAAGCACUUACGUCCGCACCAGUACUCAUCUUGCCAGAUCCCGAACGCGACUCCGUCAUCGAAGCUGAUGCCAGUGACCAGGCAGUGGGAGCAGUCUUGAUGCAAGACCAAGGAAAUGGACUGCAACCAAUCGCCUACCUUAGCAAGAAACUACACGGGGCAGAACUAAACUAUCCGAUACACGACAAAGAGGCCCUUGCCAUUGUCAUCGCUUUCAAAGCGUGGAGAUGUUAUCUUGAAGAACGAAGAACGACCGUCUACACCAACCACUGCAGCCUGAAAUAUUUGAAGACACAACCCAACCUUUCCAGGCGGCAGGUCCGGUGGAUCGAAUUUCUCGAGACACACUUCCACUACGACAUCGUGUACAAGCCCGACCACAAAAACAAAGCAGACGCCCUCAGCCGGCCUGCACACGUUGCCGCUAUUCAGAUCAAAGGGAUGAAUCCACUCCUCAAGGGACUCUUCACACACGGAGCAACAACAGAAGAAAGCGGGACUGCUACAGCCUCUUCCUGUCCCAUACAACCAUGGCAAGUGGUUAGCCUGGACUUCAUCACCGGGUUACCGACUACCACCAGCGGUCAUGACGCAAUCCUCAUCUUCAUCGACAAAUUCUCCCAAAAUGGGACACUUCAUCCCGACACACACGACGGCACGCACCGAGGAGACAGCACAACUCUUCGUUCGUUACAUCAUCUCACAGCAUGGCAUUCCAACCACACUCAUCUCCGACCGAGACCCCAAGUUCACCAGCAAGUUCUAGAAGGAACUAGUGUCUUUGCUCGGGACCAAACUCGCCAUGUCAUCCGCCUACCAUCCAAAGACAGACGGACAGACCUAGCGCCUCAACCAGAUUGUCGAGCAACUACUCCGAGCAGCCUGCAAGGACGAGAUCUCCAAAUGGGACUUGCACCUGCCCGUUCUAGAGUUUGCUUACAACAACACUACACAUGCCGCUACUGGACAGACGCCGUUCUUCCUCUGCUAUAGACGCCACCCAAUCACACCACAGAAA
Messenger RNA from Closterium sp. NIES-67, 1118 nucleotides. The record is from the annotation of a GenBank genome assembly. NCBI's taxonomy places the organism in Eukaryota, Viridiplantae, Streptophyta, Zygnematophyceae, Desmidiales, Closteriaceae.